AUGCCUAGUGCCCUCAGGGCUCAUAAAUCGACAUGUCAGAAGCCUAAAGAAAAGGUCAAUUGUCAGUAUUGUAACUUGCCUUUUAACGCACUCAGUAUUGGAGCACACCAAACUUCUUGCCGACGAAAGCACAAGAAUGACCUGAGUGACAAUUCAGAUAUAGAAGCUCAGCCUGAUGAAAGCUCAGGGUCUACAUCAGUCAUCGUCACAGGAAGUGAACCUGCUCCUAUAGAAAUCAAAAAUAGUCCUCCUUUAUUUACCACGGUUGGCAACUCAGAGCCUUAUGAGGAUGAUGAACUCAGCUAUGAGAUUGAUGAUAUCAAGACCAAACACCACCUUCACAGCAGUCGACCAACCCAAAUUGAUCAUUUUGAAGACUAUGGCCUUUCUUCACCCAAGGAGCCACUUCUAUUUCAUAAAUAUGGAAAGCCCUGGUACCCUUUUACAACCAGAAAAGAUUUUGAAUUUGCAGAGAUUAUCCUCAAAUCUCAGAUGAAGGAGGAGGAUGUUAAUGGAUUGCUUCAAAUUUUUCAAGACUGCUGUUCACCUGAUGUGCCAUUUACACUGAAAAGCCACCAAAACAUCAAAGAAAUAUGGAAAGAGGCUUCUCAUAUGAUGACUCCACAAAGUAUUGGACAACUGAGAACCACUUCAAAUUCCAUCACCAAAACCUCUGGGAUUGGGUGUUGGACCUUGUGGGAAACCCCCAGCUUGCUCCACACUUUGAGUGGGAUGCACAGUGGCUGUAUAAGUUUGAUGGGCAACAUUUUAUCUGAUUCUACCAUGAACCAUGAACAGCAGACAGGCAGUGGGCAGUUCAAUCACAUCUUCCUCAAGAUGGAAAACCAUUUUGCAUCAUCCUUUAUGCAGAUAAAGCGAAACUAUCAUCAUUUGGUCCAAGAAGAUGAGAGUGAGAAAGGAAAAAAAGCCUAUGUUGACUUCAAAACAGUUGUCUGGCAUGAAUCUUUUCGAAAACUCCUUGAAUCUAUUCGUGACCAUUCAAAACUUGGAUUCUGGUUCAAGUGUGGUGACGACAUUCUCUGCAGACUUUUUCCCUUGAUUUUAAUUCUUUCAGCUGACUAUGAGGAACAAUGGGCUUAUGCCCUUGUCCAGUUUGCCUUGUUCCAUCUGACAAGCUUUCUGAUGCUUCCACAAAGUAUCCUCUUUGGACAGGAGAGGAAAAUACCCUCAGAAUCAUAUAAGCAGUUAAAUUCUGACGGUUUCUGUUAUCGUUUGGCAGAUCCAUCACCAUUCGCCACAAUACUGGAACACCUUUGUUUCACUUGCACCACCGCCUCUGCUCAACAGCUGCUGAUUCUCAAUGGUUUGACACUGACCACUCAGGUUAGGAACAACCGUUUGCUGUCACAGCAGCCAUUACCUCCACCAACUUCCCCAAGUGUUUCCAUUCUGCUCUCAUCCCCACUCAGUUCUCCCCCAUCAUCUUUCUGUCUUUCGUCCGACUCUUAUGACGAAAAACAUGCAUACACACAGUCAAAAUCAUUUUCUAAGAUGUCUACACUGGCUUCUGUUGAUCCCACCAGCACAAAAGCACCUAUUCUCACUCAGGGUGACAUCUCUCCAGCAGUAAUGAUGGAUUUUGAAAAUGCGGCCCUUGAUUUCUUCAUAUCCAAGUCCAUCCCUGCCAACAAACAAGUGACUAUGAUUAUCCCUGGGAUCAAGGACCUUCGUAUCCAUGACUGGAUUACUGCUGAACAUGCUCGCAUCAUCGUCCUACCAUUUGUGGAUUUCAUGACUGAAAUGAGAGCCAAUUAUCUUCCCCUGAUUGGGAAGACCAACUGGUCACAGAAGCUCCUUAAACUUAACUGUCUACUUCGAGGCACACCGUCUGCUUUUGAUGAAGCAGCAUUGCACAAUCAUCUAGAAGCGCAUCUCAAUGACAAACUCAAAGUGAAAGUCAGACAUAGCGAUGCUCGCAAGGACAAGGUUUUUAAAACCUGGGUUAUAGCUGUCCACCUGCUUGAUGAAGCCCGUGCUCUUGAGACCAAACAUCAGCACAAGUCCCAUGAUUGUCCUAAUGGUUUCCCAGCUGGCAAGAACUAUAAGACGCUAACUGCCGCAGAUGCUAUGACUGCUAAGAAAGGCAAGGCAGUAGCGAAACCUACUACCAAGCCUGUCGCCACUACCAGCACAUCCAUCGAAAACAUCAACUCUGAUGAUGACAUCUCUGUGGCUGCAGCAAUUUUACCCAACUCCCCAGGAGAAUAUAACUCCAAUUCAGAUGGGGGGAUUUGUCACGUCAUGAGCUCAAUUGAGGAUUUUCCAGUGAAAACACGUGCGUUGAUUGACAACGGUGCGCACCUGGUCCUCAUUCGCCCCAAGCUUAUUGUCCCUCACUUCCUUAGACUCGUCUUGGACUUUGUGCACUGUUAG
Messenger RNA from Laccaria bicolor S238N-H82, 2394 nucleotides. RefSeq lists its product as uncharacterized. The transcript is spliced from 13 exons. The coding region runs from base 1 to 2394 and encodes 797 amino acids. The record is from RefSeq and is a predicted model, not a curated record. NCBI's taxonomy places the organism in Eukaryota, Fungi, Basidiomycota, Agaricomycetes, Agaricales, Hydnangiaceae.